GUACACGUAUGAAAGCUCGUGGCUAUAGUAAAGUAAAAAGAGAAAUAAUGCCGCCGUCGUCCCAUACGAAUUGGACUAAACCCCUUCUGAAGAAUGGACAAACAAUGCAAAUGCAAGCGAAACGAACAACUUGCUCGACGCAAAAUCAGAAUUCAAAUGGUAAUACCACGGAGCACAGCGGUAUUCCACUUGAUAGAAGAAUCAAAGUUGUUCUAGUAGGUGAUGGUGCCGUUGGAAAAACCAGCCUAGUUGUUUCUUAUUCCACAAAUGGUUUCCCAGGAGAAUAUAUACCUACUGCUUUCGAUAAUUAUAAUGUGAUUGUUAAUGUUGAUGGUCAACCAGUAAAUGUUCAACUAUGUGAUACAGCAGGUCAAGAUGACUUUGAUCCUUUAAGGUCAUUGUGUUAUCCAGAAACAGAUGUGUUCCUAGUCUGCUUCAGUGUUGUAUGUCCUUCUUCUUAUCAUAGUGUAACUUCUCGAUGGAUAAAUGAAGUACGGAAAUAUUGUCCUAGUGCACCAAUUAUUUUGGUAGGAACAAAGAGUGACUUAAGAUCAGAUGUGCAUCUGAUGUUACAACUAGCAAGAUAUGGACAAACACCAAUUACAACUACUCAAGGUCAUCAAUUAGCCCAAAAAGUUGAAGCUGUAAGUUAUGUGGAAACAUCUGCAUUAACUCAGCAUGAUCUUAAAGAAGCAUUUGAUCAAGCAAUAGUUAGUGCACUUAAUACAAGAAGAGGUGGUGCCAGUUUAUUAUACAGACGAAGAAAACCUCUACCAUUAUGGCGCAGAUGGUUAUGUUGUUGCGAAAGACCUUCCAGUGGUGCAUAAAUAUUGAUUAAUUAGACUCUCUAGAGUAUUCUCUGUGAUCAA
Molecule: messenger RNA, 869 nt
Organism: Eufriesea mexicana
Lineage: Eukaryota; Metazoa; Arthropoda; Insecta; Hymenoptera; Apidae
Product: ras-related C3 botulinum toxin substrate 2
Exons: 3
Coding region: 9-827 (272 amino acids)
Biological process (GO): small GTPase-mediated signal transduction
Molecular function (GO): GTP binding; GTPase activity
Source: RefSeq, a predicted model, not a curated record